CUCAACGACGAUAAACCCUUGUCCGCCUCCUCCUGCUAUAAACCCUAAUAAAACCCUUACUGGUUUCCAUCUCUCAUUUCUCUUACAAUCAUCCCCGAUUCUUCAAAACAGCGCAAAGUAGAAGAUGACCAGUGGUAAUCUUCUCGCACUGAGGAGGACAUCUUCCUCAUUUAGGCGAUUAACCCUAGCUGCUUUAACCAAUUCCACUCAGUCUCUCUCACAUCAGUCCCUUUCCGCCGAUCUUUGCCCCACCAGAAAUGGUCCCUCUGGCUCCCGUAACUUCUUCACUUCUCUUCUUCCUACGCCGACCUUGUGCGGAAACGGAUCUUUUGAUGUGUCGGCGCGGCGCAUUCAUACUGGAUCGGGGUUGAGUUUUAGGGCUGUGAAUGUUUUGUCUCAGGCACAACCUGCUGUUGCUGAUUUCUCGUAUGACGAUGUCGAUUCGGCCCCGGAAAAAGGUGCAAGUGGUCUUGAGAUUUCGAAGCUUGGGGUAUCUGGAGAGAUUGUUUCCGCUUUGUCUAGGAGGGGUAUUACCAGCCUCUUCCCUAUUCAGAAAGCUGUGUUAGAACCCGCGAUGCAGGGUCGGGACAUGAUUGGUCGAGCUAGAACAGGAACAGGGAAGACUCUUGCUUUUGGAAUCCCUAUACUCGACAAAAUCAUCAGAAACAAUGCUAAGAAUGGUCGCAGUAGGAGCCCACAAGCAAUGGUUUUGGCACCAACUAGGGAGCUUGCACGUCAAGUGGACAAAGAAUUCUCUGAAUCAUCAAAUUUGGUUUCAGUUUGUGUUUAUGGAGGAAUGCCCAUUCAGCGCCAAAUGUCUCAACUUGAUCAGGGCGUUGAUAUUAUUGUUGGUACUCCCGGUAGAGUCAUCGAUUUGAUUAAUAGGGGUGCUCUGAAUUUAUCAAAAAUCCAGUUUCUUGUACUCGAUGAAGCUGAUCAGAUGCUUAAUGUUGGGUUUGCUGAUGAUGUUGAGACAAUAUUGAGCAACCUGCCACAGAAUCGUCAGAGCAUGUUGUUUUCAGCAACAAUGCCUUCUUGGAUUAAAAAACUUGCUCAGAAGUAUCUGAAGAAUCCUCUAACAGUGGAUCUGGUUGGAGAAUCGAAUCAGAAGUUGGCAGAUGGAAUUACCCUUUACACAAUUGCAUCAGCGGGGCAUGAGAAGCCAUCCAUUAUUGGACCUCUAAUAACGGAACAUGCAAAGGGUGGUAAAACUAUAGUGUUCACUCAGACAAAACGCGAUGCUGAUAGACUUUCAAAUGGUAUGCAAAGAAGCUUCAAAUGUGAAGCAUUGCAUGGCGAUAUUUCACAAAAUCAACGUGAAAGAACUCUAGCAGACUUCCGAGAUGGCCGUAUCAACGUUUUGGUUGCCACUGAUGUUGCUGCCCGAGGCCUUGAUGUACCAAAUGUUGAUCUGGUUAUUCAUUACGAACUGCCAUCAACUUCAGAAGUAUUUGUCCAUCGAUCUGGCAGGACAGGACGUGCUGGAAAGACAGGAAGUGCAAUCCUCAUUUACUCUCCUAACCAAGAUAGGGAUGUCAGAACAAUUGAAAGGGACGUAGGAGCCAAAUUUAAGGAGCUUCCUAAGGUUACUGUUGAACCUGGAUCUUCCAUGUUCAAUGAUAUGGGAUCAAGCAGUUUCGGCUCGUCCUCGUAUGGACGAAGUAGUGGUGGAGGUCGAUUUGGUGAUUCAGGGUUUGGACGUGGCGGCGGCGGUGGUGGUAGAUUCAGUGACUUUGGAGGAGGUUCUAGGUCUGGAGGAGGAAGGUCCAGCUUUGGUGGCGGCCAAUCAUCCUUCGGUUCUGGGCGUUCGAAAUAUGGUGAGUCUGGAUCAGGAUCAGGAAAGAGUUCAUCAUUUGGUGAUUUUGGUUCUGGACGAUCAUCAUCAUCAUCAGGUUCAUUUGGUUCUUAUGGACGAUCAUCAUCAGGUUCCGGUUCAUUUGGUGGGUUUGGUUCAGGUCGGUCUUAGUUGAAUGCUUUUACCCAAAACCCAGAUGAUUCAUGAUAUGAUAAUAUAUAUACAUGUUCGGCCAAUAACCCAGCCCCCCUUUUUGAAAGGAUGACGAUGAUGUUAGCUUUAAGAAAGGCAUCAAUAUUAUUAGUAUUAUUAUUAUUAUUAUUUAAGAAAGGCAUCAAUAUUAUUAGUAUUAUUAUUUGUCACUGUACUAUUCACUCUUUUACAUUAGACAACUCUUAAAGUAUGUCAGUUUUGGUUUGUCUACUUGUAACUUCUUGAGAGAAGUAGAAACACUUUCUUUCCCAACUAUUAUUAUAUGUCUUUUUCACAAGUUAUAUUUUGAUUCA
Molecule: messenger RNA, 2301 nt
Organism: Impatiens glandulifera
Lineage: Eukaryota; Viridiplantae; Streptophyta; Magnoliopsida; Ericales; Balsaminaceae
Product: DEAD-box ATP-dependent RNA helicase 53, mitochondrial-like
Exons: 7
Coding region: 125-1966 (613 amino acids)
Molecular function (GO): ATP binding; nucleic acid binding
Source: RefSeq, a predicted model, not a curated record